UUUUGUAAAGACCGGAAAAUGCCUGGUUCAUCAACCUUUCAUACAGUUUAGCUCAGUUUAGGCCAGUUUUGCAUUUCACGAGAAGCUACGUAAAUUGCAAUUAGGCCUAGUGAAAAAAGCUACAGGGAAAGUUUGAGACCAUGAAUCUAGAAGGAAUGGAAAUAGUUCUACAAAAUGAAGAGAAGAAGCAACUUGCCGAGUUCGACAGUCGAUUGUUUGGCUUCUUGAAGUUUAACACUCCAGAUGGAAUGCCAAAGAAAAAUUUACUGGAAAAGGGUAUAAAGUACUUUGAGCAGGUGAUCCGAGAGAAUGCCAAACAAAACCAGGCCAGUGGUGUAGAGGGAGGGGAAAAGGACAGUGGUGUUGACACGACCAUCUACUGCCAACUGGGUCACCUACUUCUUCUGUUGGAACAGUAUCCUAAAGCCCUGUCUGCAUACCAGCGGUUCUAUUACCUCAAGCCUGACUACUGGAAGGAUUCCUCUUUCCUGUACGGACUUGGUCUGGUGUACUUUCACUUCAAUGCCUUUCCACUGGCUACGAAGGCAUUCCAGGAAGUGUUGUACAGAGAGCCAGGGUUCACUAAGGCUAACGAGGUCCACAUACGGCUUGGGUUGAUGUCCAAGGUCGCAGCCAACUAUGAUGCAAGCUUGAAGCACUUUCACCAGGCCCUAAAAGAUUCCAACCCCUGUUCCUUGUCCAAAGCACAAAUCCGUCUUCAGAUUGCUCACAUCUUAGAAGCUCAGGCAAAAUACAAACAAGCUAAAGAAUCUUACGAGCAGUUUGCUGACCUAGAUAAUUCUGAAGAUCCAGUGAAAGCCACAGCUCUUAAACAAUUAGGUUGGCUUUUCCAUACUGUAGACCAGCUUGGUGAGAAGAAUACUCGUGAGGGACUCGCUAUCCACUAUCUGAAACAGUCUCUGGAGGCCGACGCUACCAACGGUCAGACUUGGUAUCUCCUUGGAAGGUGUUUCUCAAGUCUAGCCAAAGUCCACGAUGCCUUUGUGUCCUAUAGGAACUCCAUUGACAAGUCAGAGGCCAGUGCGGAUACCUGGUGCUCAAUAGGAGUACUCUACCAGCAGCAAAACCAGCCUAUGGAUGCCCUGCAGGCCUACAUAUGUGCUGUGCAGUUAGACAAGUCCCACACUGCGGCAUGGACUGACCUCGGGAUCCUGUACGAGUCCUGUAACCAGCCCAUUGACGCGCUCACAUGUUACCUUAACGCUACUAGAAAUAAAGAAAACUUCAACUCUAAUUUGGCAACCAAGAUAAAAUUUCUUCAGCAGAACCUUGAUAGCGUCAAAGUGCAGUUGCUUCAGAAUAAGCCUAGAACUUUACCUAGCAUAGAAGAAGCUUGGGCUUUGCCCAUUCCUGCAGAGCUCACGUCUCGCCAAGGGGCCACAGUGACCCCACAGCAGCAGCAGCAGCAGCAACAACAACAACAGGGAAAGACACAAAUGAUGCACUCCCAACCCUUGGGGCCACAGUCCGGAAUGGCCCCCAACUCUGUGUCUCCAGGGCAACAAGGAUCAUUUGCUGUCUCAACAGGAGGUGCUGAAGAAGGGACCGGGCAAAAAGAAAAAAGGACAAUCACGCAAAAGGGUGUCAAAUUGCAAAGCGAUGAAAGUGUUGUACUUCUACUUUUACAGAAUUUUCCUAAAAAAAUUGUAUCCACUUUAUCAUCAAGCCGCAGUAUAGUAUUAGAUAGUAUUUACCUGACUAACGAGUUUCUGUUUUACCUACAGCCUGCCACAGAGCCGUUGGAUCCCCCUACUCCACCCCCUCCUCAAUUUCUCACCUCUCAACAAAUGCAGAUGCUUCACAGACUGCAACAGAACCAGUCAUCCUUGGAUCCCCAACAGAGGCAGCUCCUGCAAAAUCUGCAGCAUCAAUAUUUUCUUCAGCAGCAACACCAAAUGAAGAUGCAGCAAGCCCAACAACACUCCCCUGGGGGUCCUGGAGGUCCCGGGGGCCCUGGGGGCCCUCUACCAGGAGGUAUGUUUGGACCCAGGUUUUCCCCUGGCUCCCGCCCCCCUCACCCAUUCCAGACCUCCCCUGGGGGCGGGACACCUCCCUCACCCAUGGGGUCACAUAGCCCUAUGGGUGGGAUGGGUAUGCAACAGGGGAUGCCUCCAAUGCAAGGAGGUAUAAAAAUGGAACAGGGAAACUCGGAGGUAGGAAACGAGGCAGCUAAAAUGCCUCCCCCACUACCCCCUGGCUUUGACAGGACGGGACAUGGGCAAGGAGGAGUUCAUGGACAUGGUCUGGAUAUGCUCAAUGGGAUGCCACUCCGCAGUCCCCAUCCAGCCAUUUCAGGAAGUCUACCUCAGACACAGCAGCAAGGUAACAUUCCAGGCAACCUAGCACCAAUGCCACCAAUGUCUCAGGGAGCUGUGCCAUCAAACUCCAGUCUCUCACCGCUAAUGGUCAACGCCCCACACACGGCUGGAUUCCAAGGCAGCAACAGCCAGCGACCAUUGGGUUCAAAUAACAUGUCAUCAUCUCCAUCUUCAGUGUCGUCACUUUCAUCGUCAGAUCAGGGACUGCCAAAAGACCUUCAAAGUUUCGUUAGUGAUCACUGGAAUAAAAAUGACAUAGCUUUACUAUCGUCCCGUGCGGACGAUCCUACCUCAAUUGCGGAGGGCUUGCUCGCGCAAUUUUCCUGUGGCUCAAACUCGGACAGUAAAAAACCUGCUGAACAGGCCACACCGCUCACUGCUGGUGGCGAUCCUAGUCGCUUACCCAGUAACACCACGCCACAGUCAAAGGACACUAGUUUAGGUAGUGAUGUGUCGGUCAUACAUUCCUCGGUGACUCAGGGUAAAGCUAAACAGGAGGAGGAAAAUACUCCCGGUUCCUUCUCUCAGCGGGAAUACAGUGUGAAAUGUGAUAUAGACUCUAAACGACCAGGAAUAACAAUACAGUCUCGCGUUAUCCCUUCUACUUGUAACCUCAACAUCUCCAUGAAUGGCAAGGAAAUACUCAAAGCUUGCAAGGGACAUGGGAAGAAUGGUAUCACGACAAAUUUACUAGGAGAUAGAUGUCCACCUCGGCCUCCAUCACCACCAUACCCACCCCUCCCUAAAGAGGCACUCAACCCCCCAACCCCUAGUGUUUAUCUUGAGACCAAAAAAGAUGCUUUUUCUUUAGAACUACAACAAUACUGUUACUCACAGCCUGUUGUAGUUAUUCGUGGACUGGCAGGUGCUCUCAAAUUAGACCUUGGUCUUUUCUCUACAAAAAGUUUGGUGGAAGCAAACGCUGAUCACCCUGUUGAAGUCAGAACUCAGAGGCAGCAAGCACCGGAUGAAAACUGUGAUAUGUAUGGGAACCGUAUGUGGCGCUGUGACAGUAGUCGGGGCCACACAACUGUGGCCAAGUAUGCUCAAUACCAAGCGGCGUCCUUCCAGGAGUCUCUCAAAGAGGAAAAUGAAAAAGUUAAGGGUACACAUAUCCAAAAGGACUCUGACAGCGACUCUAACUCUUCUUCGGGACCAAAACCGAAGAGAAAAAUGAUAAAAUUUGGUACAAAUGUUGAUCUUUCGGAUGAGAAAAAAUGGAAACCCCAGCUGAUGGAGUUGACAAAGCUACCUGCUUUUGCACGUGUUAUUUCUGCUUCAAAUAUGAUGAGCCAUGUUGGCCAUACGAUAUUGGGGAUGAAUACGGUGCAGCUGUACAUGAAAGUUCCAGGGUCACGCACACCAGGUCACCAGGAAAAUAAUAAUUAUUGCUCUAUCAAUGUAAACAUCGGACCUGGAGACUGUGAGUGGUUCGGAGUACCAGAGCCAUACUGGGGCAUGAUCUACAACAUGUGUCAAAAGAACAGUGUGGACUACCUUACAGGAUCCUGGUGGCCUAUGUUAGAGGAUCUGUAUGAGGAGGACAUUCCUGUCUAUAGGUUUAUACAGAAACCUGGCGACCUUGUCUGGGUCAGUGCUGGCACCGUCCACUGGGUACAGGCUGUGGGCUGGUGUAACAACAUUGCAUGGAAUGUGGGUCCAGUCAAUGCCCGACAGUAUAAGCUGGCUCUGGAGAGAUACGAAUGGAACAAACUCCAGAACUACAAAUCCAUUGUACCCAUGGUGCACCUUACCUGGAACAUAGCGCGGAACCUUCACAUCUCCGAACCAAAGUUCUUCGAGCUUGUCAAGUCUUGCUUACUGAGGUCUUUGCAGCAAAUACGGUUCACAUUGGACUUCGUAGAGAACCUUGGUUUGGAGGUGAAGUGGCAUGGCCGCUCGGAGACAGAGGCAGCUCAUUACUGUAACGAAUGUGAGGUGGAAGUGUUUGAUAUCCUGUUUGUGACGGAACAAGACAAGAAGUUUGUGGUCCACUGCCAGGAUUGUGCACGCCGUAUUAGCUCAGUACUAGAUGGGUUUGUCGUCCUGGCCCAAUACAAACUGGAAGAGUUGUGUGAUAUCUAUGAUAAAUUUCAGCAUCAUACCAAUGCACCAGCACUGACUAGCUGAGAGUGAUUCAUGUGUUUGUCAUGGUGUGUACUAUGGGAGAGGGAAAAACAGAACACAAGUAGCUAUACCAGUCAUCAAUGGAGUCAACGACAGAUACACACUGCCUUGAAGAGAGAAAGACAAUGUGAAAGACAGACAAACAUGUUCCUUCUAGAGCAAUUAGAAAUACAGACAACUACACAUCACCAGAUAUUGAUACAGUACGAUGUUUUCUCAGGAUAUACUUUUUAUAAAAGGCGUAUUUUGGUAGAAAAAAAUGUUUUUCAGUUUAUUUAUUUAUUUAUUUUCUUUGGAGAGAAUGAAUCUGAAAUAAUUUAUUCCAAGUGUAUGACUUUAAGUAAUGAAUUAACACCUUUGUUCUUUUUAUGAAAUCAAAGUACAUCGGUCGUAUUUGGAUAAUUUACUUGAAACUGUUACUGUAAAAUGACAAGAAAGGACUGAAAAAUGUUUAAAAACCAUUAUGAUGUGACAUUGUGAAGUAAGGAAGUGGUAUGUACUAUGAAGGGGAAUGUUGAUGAUGAGAUGAGACAAAAGAUGACUGUUAUAGAUGUUUGUAAGCUCUUAACAAGAUAGCUGACUGAUAGACGUAUUAAUACCACAAAUUCUCCAUCACAAACCCUUUCUGUAUUCCAAAAAUCAGUUUCUACUAAGAUAUUUAUCCAGUCAUAAAUAGUUUAAUGAAUUGCUCAAGUUUUCUAUGAUUUUGAUUCUGGAUUUUGUCCAAAUUGUGUCUGAAUUUUUGUCUAAUGAGUAAGGAUCAGUUUGAUGAGAAUAGGCAAUGAACUUAAGGGCAGGAAAAAAAUAUAUUUCUGUGGAAGAAAUAAUAUUCAUUUACUUUUCCUUGGGGAGAAAAUGAUAACAGCCCAUUGUCACCCUUGGGGAGGGAAUCAUAACAGCUGGUAGGUUCUCUUGGGGAGGGAAUCAUAACAGCUGGUAGGUUCUCUUGAGGAGGGAAUCAUAACAGCUGGUUGGCUCUCUUAGGGAGGUAAUCAUAACAGCUGGUUGGUACUUCUGAGGAAGGAAUCAUAACAGCUGGUUGGUUCUCUUGGGGAGGUAAUCAUAACAGCUGGUUAGUUCUCUUUGGGAGGUAAUCAUAACAGCUGGUUGGUUCUCUUGGGGAGGGAAUCAUAACAGCUGGUUGGUUCUCUUGGGGAGGGAAUCAUAACAGCUGGUUGGUACUUUUGGUGCAAAAGCCAAUGACUUUGUGGAAAGGUUGCUGGUCUAUUUGAGAUGAAAUAUGGAAAUGGUGUUGAAAAAUGGUAGAAACAUGGAUGGAUACAUUUAGGGUUUGUGAUGUUUUACUGAGACAGGUGUCCAGGCUGUUAGUAGUGGCUGACAUAUUCAUUGACAGGAUGGAAAAUUAUGUUUUAUACAAAAAUAUACAAUACGAAGAAGUCCUGAGUGUUUGAAAAAAGUCAUUUUGUAUCGACAUGGAGGAGGAACUAUACUUCCAGUAUUUUAAAGAUUUGAUAUACGUUAUAUAAAAUAGACUUUUUUCUAUUCACUAGUAGGACUGGCAAACCUCUAUCCUACAUGAAACAUCAAGAAAGACUAAGACAGUAUAAUUCUACAAUUUCUGGAAAUAUUUUAUUUACCAGGUCAUUUUGUAAUAAAUUUUUCAAGUCUGUUUCAAGGAAUAAAGAAAUACAAAAUUUCAUGCAGGAUAGAUGGGUAGAAGAUAUGUUUAACAAACUUUUCCUUAAAAUUUGUGUAUAUAUUUAUAUAUACAUUAUAUAUCAGAAUCAAACUGCAGCAACGAUUGAUGAAAUAUCAGGGAAAAUUUUCCAUCUUUAUAUAAACCCAGGAAUCUAUUUUAAGAAAAAGUUUGUUCUACAUAUUGAAAGCAGGAGACUUAGAAAAAUGGCUACCAAAGCUAUGCAAAUCAGGAUGAACCACAAUUUACAUAAAUGUUGGGAUUGUCCAAUCAUAUCACAACGGCUUGUCCAGCAUGAUACCCCACAGCAAAUCUCCUUCUCAAUCAAUUUUAACAGAUAUCCGUCCAAACUUUUGUAAAAGUAAUAAUAAAUUUGACACAAAGUUGCCAUUUUCCAAAUAGUUGAGAAAUUAUUUAUACUACCGCUCGGUAUUGGACAUUCUAACGACUGUACUGCUAAGAGGAAAAAAUAUAUUUAAGGGGAGAUAACUCCUCUCCACUUUCGCACAAUCUUUCACUUGAAAUUUAAAGAAAUGAAUUCUGAAUUUAAAUUUAAAAUUGUAACAAAAUUUCUUGUUGAAAUUUGGUGAGAAAAAUUUGCUGUUUUCUUGUCGGUGUGACAUUAGGACGUCACAAUGGUCAAUACGACCCUGACCUAAGGCUAUCACUCUGGACAAGGUUGCCUUCCGUAGCUAUAAGGAGAGAAUCAACAUCAGAUUUCAUCAGCCAAUCAAAUGUAACAGUGCAGGGAACCGUCUUGUGCCAAUUUUUACCUUGAAAUUUAUAGGCUUUAUUACUGAUCUCAAGCCAUCAUCACCAUCAUCAUCAUCAUCAUCAUCAUCAUCUGCAACGUACAAGCAUUUCUCUCAUCCAAAUUAUCAUUGUUAUUAUGAUAGUUGUCAUAACCGUCAUCAGAUCAACAUCAUUGUGGUCAUCAUUAUUUUGUAAUUUCAUCAACACAAAUUUGUCAUCUGAGGUAUAACAUUACACAUCUGUCAUCUAACAUAUAUCAUUACUCAUCUGUCAUCUAAAGAAUAUCAUUACACUCAUCUGUCAUCUAACAUAUAUCAUUACACUCAUCUGUCAUCUAAAGUAUAUCAUUACACUCAUCUGUCAUCUAAAGACUAUCAUUACACUCAUCAGUCAUCUAAAGAAUAUCAAUACAGUCAUCUAAAGAAUAUCAUUACACUCAUCUGUCAUCUAACAUAUAUCAUUACUGUCAUCUGUUAUCUAACAUAUCAUUACACUCAUCUGUCAUCUAACAUAUAUCAUUACACUCAUCUGUCAUCUAAUGUAUAUCAUUACACUCAUCUGUCAUCUAAUAUAUCAUUACACUCAUCUGUCAUCUAACGUAUAUCAUUACAAUCAUCUAUCAUCUAACGUAUAUCAUUACACUCAUCUAUCAUCUAAUGUAUAUCAUUACACUCAUCUGUCAUCUAACAUAUCAUUACACUCAUCUGUCAUCUAACGUAUAUCAUUACAAUCAUAUAUCAUCUAACGUAUAUCAUUACACUCAUCUAUUAUCUAAUGUAUAUCAUUACACUCAUCUAUCAUCUUAUGUAUAUCAUUACACUCAUCUGUCAUCUAACAUUAAUCAUUACAAUCAUCUGUCAUCUAACAUAAAUCAUUACAAUCAUCUGUCAUCUAACACUUGUCUCUCAUCAACACUCAUUUAUCAUUAACACUCAUCUAACAAACCAGUAAUUAGUCAUCAUCUUCAUCGUCAGUGUUGAGUUUUCAUCUGUCAUUUCAUCGAUGAAUUGGUUAUAGCAUUGUCAACGUCAACAUCUCAUCAAGUAUGACAUCAACAUUUUCUCCUCUCACCUCACAUUUCCAAUAACUUGAUUGGAAAUCAUCAUUAUUUAAUCCAUGAAAUCAGAUAGUUAUAUUUUGUAUAAGUGAAAGACGUUCACACAAACACAGAAAAAACUAAAGACAUGUUAUAUAUUUAUUUUCAGUUUUUAUGAUUCAUGUCUUUUAUGAUACGUUCAUGUAUAUAUUAGUAAAAACAAUGAGUAUUGUUAAAUAGAUGACUUUGUCAUGUGGAAAGCAAAUAAAGAUUAUUUUCCAACAUGGAGAAAGUAGUAUGCAUGUGAUUAACUUGACAAGUUCGCUGUCUUGAACUUUUUUUUAAGAUUUUGUUUCUAUAAAUACAGGUAGUUACUUUUUAUAGAUCGUCUAUUUCAAAGUUUAUUCUGAAAUAGAGGCUCCGUCAUCUCCCUGUUAUUUUUUCUUCAAUUCUUUAAGGAGUUUUGUUGUUUCUGAGUUAAGGUUUUCAAAAUAGUGCAGAAGAUGAGAUGUUAGUUAUACUUAGUAUCCGUUAAAUGAUACUUCUAUCACGUUCGCUUAAAGAUUAAACUUGCGGUGCUGAAUAUGUUUAAUUAACACUCUUGGUGUUUUUCAAAAGUUUAUUGUAGUUUAAAUUGCAGAAAACUUUUAAAAUUCACACUGAUGAAAAAAACUGGAUAAAUACACUAAGAUUUUUUUAAAAAUUCAAAAUCGAAGUGUAAUUCCUCGUAACUAUUUCUAUUAAUAGCGAGGUUCAGCAUACAAAAUAUCUCUAGUGCUAUAUGUUUGAUCUCUGGAACUUACAGAACUGUUGUUAAAUACUAAAACCAUAAUUUAAAAUUAUGUACACAAAACUAAUGUGAUAGAUAAGGCGUGUAUGCUUGUUGUUCUAUAAUUUAAAGGUUUCUUUCUUGUUUAUUUGAUUUGAAUGUUAAGAUGUGUGUUAUUUGCAAAUAAGUUGGAUUGCACAAUGUGACAAAAAUAUCUUCUUUUUCAAAGUAGUAAAAAAAACUAGUAUUUUGUGAAUUUGAAAUUUAAUGUGAUUAUGUUGUUUUAUGACAGCCUUAAAUUCUGUUUAUGCUUUCAGACACUUUACGUAAAAUUUGGUAAUAUUUUUUCAGAAAGUUGAUGUAAAAUUCAGUAAUACUGUUUAUAAAAAAUUAAUGUGAGAAUUCUGUAAUAGAGUUUCAGACACUCAGUAAAAAAUGGUGUAAUAUCCAUUCAGGUACUAAAUGGAAAAUUCAAAACGAUAUCAGAUAUUUGAUGUGUAAGAAUAUGUAAUUCCAUUUCAAUUACUUGAUGAAAUAGUGAUGGCCUGGGGUUUAGGUCAUUGUUUCAUCCUUAAGGUUUUGACAAAAUUAUACUUCAGAUUGAAUUUGAUAUAGGUACAAUACAAACUUAUAUUUUACAAAAUAAAAGUUGGUAUAAAUAAUUAUUCAGGCUUAACUCUCAAACUAAAAAUUAUCAGUUGCAGUAAUCUAAUAUUGGUAAAGAAACAGUCAUAUACCCGGGUAGGAACAAGACAAGCCAGUUUGGUUAACAUUGAAUUCAGAAAUUAACUCUUCCUAAUAUUAUUGUGAAUUUUGUCAUGGUUGGUCAUUAAAUAGACAACGUUUUGAGAGGAGUAGUUAUUUCAAGUUCUGCCUAUAUGACAGAUGUGUAUGUAAACAAUUCACUGCUGAAUUAUACAUACUGAAGUUAUUUACCCAGCAAUAAGCCCAUGUCUGGUAAUAAGCCCACUCACAUCCAUUGCACUUGAGUAGAAAUGAUAUAAAAUGCUAUUUAAUUGUCCUGCAAUAUGCUGACUCUCUACUUCAGUUGAAACUUUUAUUCUUUGUUUCCAUGAGCUCUUUAUGGGACAAAUUCAUGGCUACAUAUCCUUAUAUAGAGGCAUGUUUGGAUAUUUGUGCCAAAGAGUCGAUUUCAUUAAACAAUAAUCUACAUAUUACUUACUUUGGCAGCUAAUUGAAGUAAACAGUACACAGAUUUCGUAGUAUCUUCACCAUCAUAACUUAAUGAUUUUAAACUCUUGGUAUCAAUGAUUUCACAACCUUAAACCUUCAUUAUCAAAUGGCACAAAUUCUUCCGCACAAGUUGUAAUUUAUUUAAAUGCUUUGCUACAUAAACAGAACAAUAGCUUUUAGUUGUAGUUCAGUGACAUUGUGGUUAUUUAUAGAAUUAAUUGAUUGUGAAAAUGUCUUAAAGGGUCUGAAAGUGAGAAUAUCUGCAGUUUACAUUUAUAUACAAAUUUGGAUGGACAGUAUUAAGAUAUAAUGACUUUUUAAUAAGUGGUUUUGUCCAUUUUUGCUCCGUACAAUAUAUCCUCCAAAACAGUCGAACUUGUUUCUUUAAAGGUGUAAAUAUCUUCUCCCCCCCUCCCCACAACCCACACCCCAUAAAGUAUAUGUUUCAUUUGCAAUUAUUUUAAUUUGCAAGGGAAAUCAAAACAAAUACCUGGUAUCCAUGCCAUUUUUUUUUUUUUUUUGUACAAGACAAACUCUUUGUACAUUAACCAGAAAUGCAGAUCUCAUUAUGAUAUAAUUACCGAUUCACAUGAACAUGGAAUUUCAGGGAAUCACAAUAUUCAACACAUGUAAAUUAUCUGGAACCAUUUUUGUGUUGUGGAUAAUGCUCUAGUAUCCUACACAAAUCUUCAUUCACAGCAAAAAAGGCCAGUGGUUUAUAUGCUAAUUAAUUAAACCUUGAUUAUCACAAAAUAUAUUUUAAUAGACGUCCAUCUUCAAAGGCCAAAAUAUUUUCCAUGAAUCAACAUCCCUCUUGUGUAAAUGACAAGUUUGACUGUGGUUUUGCAGCGUUCUUCAUUUUGUAUUGUAUAUCAGAACAUUGUUUUAUCGUUCUUACUGAUCUCAUUUGUCGUUAAAUUAUGUACAAACGAAGUGUCUGUUGGCAUUAAUGGCCAAUUAACUAGCCUGGUUAUUUCCAAAUGCAUACAAAUCUACUUAGAAGUUUCAUUUCAGUAAAAUCCGAAACAAAUACAACCCACUGAAUAUAUGUGUUGAUUUAUUGAUUCAUUAAUUUUUAUUUUUUUUUUUUUUUUUUUCUUCAUUUUGGUGUUAAGUUUAUUUUUGUUGGUAUAGUGGAUAAAUCCUAUCUAUCAACAUUUAAAAAAAUGUGUAACUGAGAUUUAAGAAAUGAAACAUUGAGACACUUUAGUGUGUGCAAUUUGAAAAUAACUAGUUGAUGUAGCGUAAGUGCUGUGUUGAUUUUUUUUUUAUCACUUUUCACAAAAAAACAGAUUUAUAUAGCUGUUUUGUCUUUUUUUUCCUCCAAAUAGCUUACUUACCAUAAUUUAUUUAAAAAGCCCCAGCUGACCUCAUUCUAACCUUUGAUUAACCUUUUGUACUUCAUGUCAUUGGUUGUAAGUAUGUCUGUAAAUGAUCUUUAAAAGUGGAUAUUUAUAAUGUGUUCCAAUAAAAUACAAAACCUUAACUUCA
Molecule: messenger RNA, 11366 nt
Organism: Pecten maximus
Lineage: Eukaryota; Metazoa; Mollusca; Bivalvia; Pectinida; Pectinidae
Product: lysine-specific demethylase 6A-like
Biological process (GO): regulation of gene expression
Cellular component (GO): MLL3/4 complex
Molecular function (GO): protein binding; RNA polymerase II cis-regulatory region sequence-specific DNA binding; histone H3K27me2/H3K27me3 demethylase activity
Source: RefSeq, a predicted model, not a curated record